Molecule: messenger RNA, 2754 nt
Organism: Sclerotinia trifoliorum
Lineage: Eukaryota; Fungi; Ascomycota; Leotiomycetes; Helotiales; Sclerotiniaceae
Source: the annotation of a GenBank genome assembly
CCCACUGUAGAACUACGGAGUAUGAUAAGCUCGUUUGCAUGCCGCUCAAGUCUCCAUCCAUUCGACAGGGGCGGCUGGUUAAUCUUUUUGGAAUGAUGCUACCGCUAUAUGACAUUCGAAAGUUUCAAGCAUAUCUAUUACAGCGAAGAGUUUUAUAGGAAUGGAAGGCGGGAUGCCUGACUGGAGGCGAGCCCUACUUCUGCCACUCUAAUCGGGUAUUCCGAAAGGAUUAUUGCUCCUCCCGUUCCAAAAGAUCCUACAUAGGUUCUGCCUGAAGCAUGUACCAAAUCAGGCUGAGCUUAAUCACUUGGUUAUUGCAAAAGUCACGCAAUAUGACGUUCCCCACAAGAUUCCUUGUUUCGAAUACCUGUUGCACAACAGUACGAAUAGCAAAGGCCGGAACAAGAUCACUUGUCCGGACCGAUUGCGGAGAAGCUAUGCUUGACGGUAUCGAGAAAGCUCGAAAAUGAUGAAAGAAAGUCGAGAUAUUGAGCAACACCAUACAUCCUUGAGGGUUUCCUUAUCAGCUUCAUGGGGUCAAAAUCCCCCUAGGUGAAAUAAUAACCAAUCGUACAUAACUCCAGUGGACGUCUUUGCUGGAUUGAUACUGCCCAAGGAGGGAGGGAUCAAGCAGGGGCAAGUGAACCUAUGAGAUGUCGGGUAUUUGGGGUAAAUCGUUGGUCAUUUGGCUAUCAUUUACUUGCAUGAAAGUUGUCUUAUCAUGUUUUGAUGAUAAGAGACGCCUGCUUGAUACUUUAUCUACACUUAACUCUGCUUGAGUUCCUAUCGAUGCGAGUUAGAGGAUCGUCUGAUCGAAGAGUACAAGGCAAGCCCAUACAUACAAGAUUUGAAUAUCCUUUAUUCUCACUCAAGAUCAUUCUACCUGCUCUUCGUUUUACUUAGCCUCGGUAUCCUUCCAACAUGUCGUCGGAUCAUAAAAAAGAUGACUACGAGCUCGGUCAUGGCGGUAGCAAGAACGAGAUUAUAGCUCCAGGCAAUAUCGAAGUUCAUUCUGGUCAUUCUGGUCAUUAUAGGGCUGGAGCUAUAGCAGAGUUUCAGGAGUUGACAACUGUUAAGCAAGGCCUACACCAACGCCAUAUCCAGAUGAUCGCACUCGCGGGAGCAAUUGGUACAGGUUUAUUUCUCGGGUCUGGUAGAGCAAUUGCGAGAUCUGGCCCCCUGGGUGCAUUUCUUGGUUAUUCGGUGGUUGGUCUCGCUGUGUCGAGCGUAGUGCUUGCUGUUGGAGAGAUGGGAGCUUUGGUUCCUCUCAACGGAGGACAAAUUCGUUAUGCUCAGCACUUCUUCGACCCUGCCAUGUCUUUCGCCAACGGAUGGAACCAAGUUUAUUCAUGCCUUGUAUCUAUUCCCGCCGAGAUCGUUGCCGCUGCCGUCUUGGUGGAAUUCUGGACGACGAUCAACAAUGCAGUUUGGAUCACGGUCUUUGGGCUCCUCAUGGUCAUCACUUCAAUCACAUUUAUCAGGGUGUACGGUGAACUGGAGUUUACGUUUUCUAUGCUAAAAAUCAUGUUGAUUGUUGGAGUCAACAUCAUGGCAUUAGUUAUUACUUGUGGAGGAGCUCCAGACCACGAAACGAUUGGCUUCCGCUACUGGAGAGAUCCCGGAGCCUUCGUCCAGUACUUGGGCAUUGGCGGCUCUCUGGGCCGCUUUCUCGGAUUUUGGACUACGCUAAACAAUGCUUUAUACGCAUACUCCGGAAUCGAAAACAUUGCUGUCGCUGCUGCCGAGACCAAGAAUCCGAGACGAGCAAUUCCCAUGGCUGCCAAGCGCAUCUUUAUCCGGAUUUUGUUGUUCUACGUUCUGACCAUCUUCAUGGUCGGUCUUGUGGUACCGUCCAACGACCCUGACCUUCUCCGAUCCUCUGGCAACGCUUCAGAGAGCCCCUUUGUUAUUGCUGCAAAAAAUGCCGGGAUCAAAGUUGUUCCGUCGAUUAUAAAUGCAGUUGUUCUUACCUCCGCUUGGUCUUCGGGAAAUUCCAGUAUGCUUAGUGGAACACGAAUGCUCUUUGGAAUGGCUAGGUAUGGGCAUGCUCCAAAAAUCUUCACUAGGACUAACCGUGCCGGUGUUCCUUACGUCGCGGCUGCUUUCUACUCUGUUUUUAUGUGCUUGGGUUACAUGACCUUAUCCAGUACGGCCAGCACAGUCUUUACUUGGCUCCAAGAUCUUGUUUCCAUCGCGACCUUGGUUAAUUGGAUUAUCAUCUUGCUUAUCUAUCUCAGAUUCCUGUACGCCUGCAAAAAGCAAGGAAUUGAUCGCCAUACUGAGCUUCCAUGGGCCGCACCACUUCAGCCAUACACGGCAUGGGCUUCUCUGACUCUCUUCGUCAUCCUCCUCUUUACGGGAGGAUACGCGACUUUCAUUCAUGGCCAAUGGAGUAAUGAGACAUUUGUCUCGUCAUACCUAAAUAUUCCACUCAUCCUCAUACUUUAUUUUGGUUACAAAUUCUAUGCCAAGACCAAAAUGGUUUCGCUAGAGGAGAUGCCUAUUCGUGCUUUUAUUGAGAUUUACCAACAAAACCCAGAGCCAGAGGAAAAGCCUACUAAGGGACUUCGAAGGUUGAAUAUACUAUGGUCUUGAGAACUUUAGCAAGUUUCUUGUCAUAAAGUUAUUAUCAGUGUCAUAGUUUAUUGAGCGAGAGAGAGUCACAGGUGUAUGGCGCGACGAUUUAGAUUCAGGCUUGUGUUGAAACCGGCCAGGAUGUGUUAUAAUUAUAGCCCUAGAAUAUUUCAUUUAUUU